Molecule: messenger RNA, 1659 nt
Organism: Paramecium sonneborni
Lineage: Eukaryota; Ciliophora; Oligohymenophorea; Peniculida; Parameciidae
Source: the annotation of a GenBank genome assembly
AUGAUGCAAGAUGAUUUUGAAUAAAUAGGUGACUAUAUUGUUUAAAAAAAUGUGAAAUUAGGCUCUGGAUCUUAUGGCACUGCCUAUACAUGCUAUAAAAAUAAUGAUAAAAAUUAAGAAUAUUGUAUAAAAAUUAUGAUAAAGUCAUUCACGGGUGAUUCAGAAAAAGUAAAAUAUUAAAAAAAAAUAUUUAAUGCAGAAAUAUAAACAUUUUUAAAAUUAAAAAAUGAUAAUUGUGAAAAUUUAGUUAAAAUGAUUGACUAUAUCGAUUAAGCUACUCGUUUAUGCAUUGUAAUGGAAUUAUGCGAAUAUGAUUUGUAAAAAGAGCUUUAGAUGCUAAGAAAUAGUAAUAAAUGGCUUUCUAGAAUAGAAAUGAUUGAAAUAAUAUAGUAAAUUUUAAAAGGGGCUAAUGCUCUAAUUAAUAACCAUAUUAUACAUAGAGAUAUCAAGCCAGAAAAUAUACUGGUGAAAAUUAUUAAUAAAGAUUAAUAUAACUAGAGAAAAGUUUACAAAGUAGACAUUUUCUUAAACUAAUUUUUAGAUAGGUGAUUUUGGUUUUACUAAAUAUCUGGAAGAUGUUUACGCUAUGUCUAAUUUAACAAGAGUUGGGACUUAAAUUUAUACUGCACCUGAAAUUCUCGAAGGGAAAGACUUUUCUUGUAAAUGCGAUGUCUAUUCAUAUGGGAUUUUGUUUCAUCGAAUUGUCUAUAAUCUAAAUUUUCCAAAUAAUUAUGUCAAAAAAGAGGAUAUGAUAAAUUUUAUAAAAUAUAUCAGAAAUAACCCAUACAAAUGCCCAUAACUUCAAGGUGAAUAUGGCAAUAUAAUAACUGAUUUAAUAGAAAGAAUGCUUAUCUAUAAUUAAAGUGAAAGAUUGUCAUUUGAAGAUAUAUAAUCUCAUCAAAUUAUGAAAAUUUCUUAUUCCAUUCCACAGGACUCAAUCUUACAACCUAUUGAAAGAGGAAUUAAUGAAUAAGAUUUAUAAAAAAUUAACUCAUUAAUUGAAGAUGAAAAGUUUGAAAGGUUAAAUAUAUUAAUAGAUAUUUUUUAUCGUAAAUAUCUUCUAUGUAAAGACUUUAUAAAUUUUAUGAAAUAAAAUCCUAUUCCACAUAAUUUUGAUUUCUUGAUUUUAUAAUAGUUUAUUGAAUUGUUAGGGUUCAACCAACUAAACUACGGAUUUGCUAUGAUUAAUUGUAUAAUAAAUGAUAUAGAACCAUCACUUUUAGAGGAUAACGAUAUACCUUUACUAAUUAAACUCUUAGAUCAAUAUAUGAAAAAUUCUUAAUAAAAUUAAGCACAUCAUAAUCUGCAUUUAUAAUUAAUUGAAGAAUAUCAUAAAAUUUAAAGUAUUUUUAAAUAAGACCUAAAUGCUUUAAUACUUUUUCAAGUUUAACAAAAAUGGUUGAAAAAUUAAAAAGAGUUUGAAUUGCUAAAAUAAGCAAGAACUAAAAAAAUACCAACCAUAAAAUGUUAUGAACUAUUGUAAGAAUUGGCAAAUAAACCCACAAUUACUAUUUGGUUAAGCAAAAAAAAUAAGUAAAUUUAAAUGGCAUAAAUUUUAGUAAAAUUUCUUAAUAACUUUCUACUAUCACAAUGAUUGAUACUCAAUUUUAAAUUGCAAAGUACAGAUUUAUAAACCCAGAUGACAUUUUUCAGAUAUGA